Molecule: messenger RNA, 1900 nt
Organism: Alexandromys fortis (reed vole)
Lineage: Eukaryota; Metazoa; Chordata; Mammalia; Rodentia; Cricetidae
Gene: Bysl
Product: bystin like
Exons: 7
Coding region: 302-1612 (436 amino acids)
Biological process (GO): rRNA processing
Cellular component (GO): preribosome, small subunit precursor; cytoplasm; nucleolus
Molecular function (GO): snoRNA binding
Source: RefSeq, a predicted model, not a curated record
CCAAGGCGCGCUUUGCUUUGACAGGACACCUUAGCCUACAUUCAUGAGUUCUGGAAAAGGUGACUCGGACUUCCACCUCUUCCAGACAAUGAGAGUACCUGAGAAUUGGGGGAGUCCAGCUCCAAGCCGCAGAGCUCUAUGAGACAUGGCGGUAUAUGAGGAACUUCCGGCCUCCGAACGCUAGGAGGCGCUGUGAUCUCUCAGUAAUCUCUUGGCCACCGGAAUUAAGCGCGCAAGCGCAGUCUUAGGUUUAAAGCCGGCUCCCCACGUGUAAACCUUGUGGGCAAGUUUUUCGAGAAAAAUGCCCAAAUUCAAGGUGGCUCGUGGGGCCGGGAAUCAGGAGAAGCAUGCACCUCUGGCCGAGCAGAUUCUGGCUGGGAAUGCAGUGCGCGCAGGAACCCGAGACAAACGGCGAGGUCGCGGGGUCGAAGAGGAAGAAGAGUAUGUGGGACCCCGGUUGAGCAGACGGAUCUUACAGCAAGCCCGGCAGCAGCAGGAGGAACUCGAGACCGAACACGGCACUGGAGACCAGCCUGCAAAACCGCGAGAGCGCUCCACGCGGCUGGGGCCAGGAGUGCCACAGGAUGGAUCUGAUGAUGAGGAUGAGGAGUGGCCCACCCUGGAGAAGGCAGCCAAAAUGACCGGGGUGGACCACCAAGCAGAGGUUGUUGUGGACCCUGAAGAUGAACGUGCCAUUGAAAUGUUCAUGAACAAGAACCCUCCCGUCAGGCGCACUCUGGCUGACAUCAUCAUGGAGAAGCUGACUGAGAAGCAGACAGAGGUAGAGACUGUCAUGUCAGAGGUGUCGGGCCUGCCCAUGCCUCAGCUGGAUCCCCGAGUCCUGGAGGUCUACAGAGGGGUCCGGGAGGUAUUAUCUAAGUACCGCAGUGGGAAACUGCCCAAGGCUUUUAAGAUCAUCCCUGCACUGUCCAACUGGGAGCAAAUCCUCUAUGUCACUGAGCCCGAGGCCUGGACUGCAGCUGCCAUGUAUCAAGCUACCAGGAUUUUUGCCUCUAACCUGAAAGAACGCAUGGCUCAGCGCUUCUACAACCUUGUCCUGCUUCCCCGAGUACGAGACGACAUUGCUGAAUACAAACGGCUCAAUUUUCACCUCUACAUGGCACUCAAGAAGGCCCUCUUCAAGCCCGGAGCCUGGUUCAAAGGAAUCCUGAUCCCACUGUGCGAGUCUGGCACUUGUACCCUCCGAGAAGCCAUCAUCGUGGGCAGCAUCAUCACUAAGUGCUCCAUCCCUGUGUUGCACUCCAGUGCGGCCAUGCUGAAGAUUGCUGAGAUGGAGUACAGCGGUGCCAACAGCAUCUUCCUGCGCCUACUGCUGGAUAAGAAGUACGCAUUGCCCUACCGUGUGCUAGAUGCCCUGGUCUUCCAUUUUCUGGGCUUCCGGACAGAGAAGCGCCAGCUGCCUGUGCUCUGGCACCAGUGCCUUCUGACACUGGCACAACGCUACAAGGCUGACUUGGCCACAGAACAGAAGGAGGCCCUCCUAGAACUGCUUCGCCUGCAGCCCCACCCACAGUUGUCUCCUGAAAUCAGACGUGAGCUUCAGAGUGCAGUCCCCAGAGAUGUGGAGGAUGUUCCCGUCACCAUGGAAUGAGAACAGUCAUCACUCUUAGUCCAGGGGGCAUGGGAGCUGGUAACCAGGGUGUAAAGACCUAGGUCAGGGCACUGAAGGGUUACGAUGGCAUCUGCGGGUCCAGCCCUGGGCAGGAAGACUGAAUCUGGUUGGCUCUCUCUGCCAUUCUAGGCUUUGGUCCUGCUAACAGGAGUUACCCCAGCUCAGUACGCCCGCAACCCAGCUGGCACUUUCUUUAAGGGCUGCUCUCUCUAGUUACUGUGUCAGCUCACUGGGGUGCAGAUAAAACAAAGGCAGAUAUUUAUUGGA